AUGCAGGAGGAGUAUCCUCACAUGGCGGGGUCUUCUCCUUCACCUCGUCCAGCGAAACGUCUCAGAGGUGCAAAUCUGUUGGGGUCUCAGACGUUUCGCGCCUUCUCUGAUUUGGAGAUCGACCCUCCUGCCCCACAUAUCUUGGCGCCGGCACCCGUCAACCCGAACGCGAUCACAAUGCCAGCCAUGUACGAGCACUACAUGCAGUGGGGUCGUAACUCCUUUCCGGACUUCGCACCGGAGACCUGCAAACUCGUGUCCAUUGCCAACUACAUCUGUGACAUGGAUGCCGCAAACUAUUGCAUGUCUAACAAACAGAAGCUUAUGUUGGCUAUGUUGAUUGAUGGCCAUAACUGGAGGGCUCAUUGUCGACAAGCUUUUCGGUACGAGGACGGUGCUUGGGUUCGCUGUGAGAACUUGUCCAUCGAUGCAUGGGAUUUGCUGAUGGCCUUGGAGGGCUUGUUUGUUCAAGUCUCUCUGGACUUGGCGGCGGCAGAGCGAGAGUCCCAAUGGAGUUGGGAAGCCGCCGGCGCCGAAGUGCUCAAUGUGAUUCGACAUCUUCUUCAACAGUCCGUGGAUGUGAUUAAAGAGCUAUGUGGCGUCGCCAAGGCUAACAGUGAUCAUCUUCGCAAAGCUACAGGAAACAAGGCGUGGCAUGCCAAAUGGUCUCGCCGUGUCGCCGAUAUGCUCGCUCAAUAUCGGAAGACAUGGGAAAGCGAAAUCUCCUCAAAGCCUCUAACAAAGUUGUUUCUCUUGGAGUGGGAUACACCUAUGCCUAGAUCGACAGGCGUCUGUUUCACGGACGUGUACCUCGACGAGAAUUGGGAUGUGGCUCCGAAAGCACGUGAUCGGAAUUCCUACUUGAAACUGAACUACCGCUACCUGUAUGAACAUGUGAUCGCACAGAACCCCAACAUUGAUAUCAACAACUUCCGUAUCAGGCUUCGUCUCUUCCUCGAGUCUCUGUAUUACAAGAACGAACAUGGAUUCCAAAUCAAGUUGUGCUUCCUCCACGCAGCCUUCAAGCGAGUAUGCACUUCCAGAAUGAUCUUCCAGAUCGGCAAAGGUGGCGAUGGUAAAGGAAUGGAGGCAAUAUUGGAUCGCACCUUGUUCGGGGACCUUGCUUCCUCCACAUUGGAUUGUGGGGUCUUCUUGGACCGAUCGGAAUUCCGCAAAUCUGCGGAGUUGGCAUGGAACAUGGCCAAUGUUCGCAUCCAAGAGAUGGAUCAUAAGUCUUCCUUCCAUGCCGACCUAUGGAAGCGAUUCGUAGUUGACGAAGACAUCGACUGUCGGGUCAACUACGGCUUCACCACUAAGCGCAAAUUUGGUGAGAGCUUGAAGGUGCAGGAGUUAAACUAUGACAACAUACCCACAAUUGAGGAAGCUCGCGAUCGCAACAAAUGCUGCCAGCAACUGGAGAGACGCAUCGUGUGUCUUCGCAUGGGGAAGGGGAAACUCGUCAGUGAUGUCAAUGAGGUGGACACAGACAACGGCGUCUUCCUGUUGAUUCCACAGGACGAACUAUCUGCUUUCCUAUCACAUGAGAUAACGGCCGCCCUGUUCCUACGGGAAUACUGCAUUCCGUUCUUCCAGGAAACGUCGUUAGCAGAGUCUUUGAGAAUGAUCAACGACCUCGCCGGUGUUCAUGCCGAUCUUGUUCGUGAUACCAAGUGGCUAGCUUCACGCCUUGCGGGCGGCAAUGCUCCGCCUCCUGGAGACGAGACGGAUGAUGUGAAUUCCUCCGAGCUCUUGCGUCUGCCCGAGCUCCGCCUGCCCGAGAUGCCGCCGAAGAAGGGCAAGAAGGCGGAGGCAGCGGCGGCCAAGAAGGCCCGUCAGGAGGACAAGGAGAAGGUUCAGGUCCGAGAGGCGAUCGCCUUGCAGCAGAGGCAGGGCCAGGCUCAGAUUCUGAGCGAGCUCAUGGGCUACUUCGAGUCCCACCCGAGCGAAGCCAGCUUUAUGCUGGCUAACAUCAAGGCCGGGCACAUGGACUUCAACAACGAGCCCGAGCCGUCCGAGACCAAGCUGCCGGGCCACAUGAACAAGGUGAAGCUGUUGAGCAAGGAGGUCAGUCUGGGCAUACUGUCCGAGCUCAACAGCGGCCUGUCCGAGUGGCUGAGCACGACAACGGUGCAGCCGGCGCCCGAGGACGGCGGGAGGCAGAAGUCCUUGUCGAGGCUGGAUGUGGCCAGCGUGCUGGGUUACCUCUGUGGGAUGGACCCUGCGAGUGCUCUGCCGUGCAAGAGCCUUGGGCGACUGACGAGGAAGCUCAAGGAGCGGUACGAGUUACUCGGCGCCCGAGGGUCCACCUUCCGAGUGUCCGAGCAGAAGACGUUGAAGGACUUCUGGGCGGAGCACAGCUACUGGAGCCUCGAGAAGAUCGCGGAUGGGCAGUUCAACCUCGUCGACAACACCUUGGUCACAUCCGCCGCCCGAGCCAAGACCAAGGUCAAGCUUCCGGCCGAGCUCUGUGCAGGAGGUGACCCCGUCUUGGCCGAUCCCUUCCUGUGGGCCAAAUGCACAAUCAAGCGGGGAGUGUGCGUCCGAGCUGUGGGUCAGCUGCUGGAGGAGAUGAAGAUUCAAGACCGCUUCGCGGUGAGUCGGCCCCUCGUGCUGAAGGAGUGUGACGGCGGCCCCGAGACUCCUACCAAGAAGAAGAUCACCACUCCAAACGAGGCGUCCGAGAAAAGCCAGCAGCCGGGUCCCACAGCGAACAAGACGCCCCAGUCUCGGAAGAGAAAGCGGCUUCAAACUUCCGAGUCCCCAGGCUCACCCAAGACGCCUCGGAGGCGGCUGUUCUCGCCCGGAAGCAACGGUGCCGGGCCCGGGCCGAAGGCAAAGUCGCGUCCGAGCACUCCCAAGUCCUCCAACAAGGGCGAGAAAGACGAGGCAGAUGAGGAGCUCCCCGAACUCGAGGAGAACGAGGGCGAGCCUCCCGAGAACGGCGACGGCACUUUUCAAAUGUGA
This is a messenger RNA of Symbiodinium sp. CCMP2592, 2964 nucleotides long. The record is from the annotation of a GenBank genome assembly. NCBI's taxonomy places the organism in Eukaryota, Dinophyceae, Suessiales, Symbiodiniaceae.